AUGGAAUUAUUUAGUAUUGGAGUAUCUGAAAAUACCGGUCGUGCAAUUAGUGGACACAAAUCUUCUGGUAGAUAUUACGCUUAUACAAAACCUACGGAUGAUCAUAAAAGAGAAGCAUUAGCAAAUGUCCUUAAUAAAAUAAUUACUACUCCAUCUUCAUCAUCUACUGAAGCAUUUCAAGAUUCGAUUAAUGAUUCUGAUUCUGAAGCUGAUGAUUAUGAAGACUUACAAAAUAAUAUAUCUGAAGAUGAUAAUGAUACAUCUACGCAGAUACCAAAUGAACAUGAAUUUUAUGGAAAUUUUCAUAUGGCAAAUGAACUUUUAAAAAAUACGAAUAAUAAGUCUCAAAAAUGUAGAUCCAAUUUUACUAAUAAUGAAAACAAGCGAUUACAUA
Molecule: messenger RNA, 394 nt
Organism: Racocetra fulgida
Lineage: Eukaryota; Fungi; Glomeromycota; Glomeromycetes; Diversisporales; Gigasporaceae
Source: the annotation of a GenBank genome assembly